Molecule: messenger RNA, 2355 nt
Organism: Rotaria sordida
Lineage: Eukaryota; Metazoa; Rotifera; Eurotatoria; Philodinida; Philodinidae
Source: the annotation of a GenBank genome assembly
AUGGCCGAAACUAAAAUUCAAAUAGCCAAAGCUCAAUUAGAUGAAUUUAAAGCUUUAGAAGAAUUUGAACAAAUAGCUACUCCAUCUCAAUGGAACAUUCAUUUAGCUUUAAAACCUAGAAUAAAACUUUGGUUAACCAAAAAUAAAAAUUACUUGGCUGCUCUUAAACGUGUCGAAUAUGAUAUGCCUCCAAAAUUUAUUGAAAAAGUUGAUUUAUCAUUUAAAAUUGAUGAAUCUAUUAUUAAUCAAGAUGAAGCUCAAGCUACAUAUAAUCAAAUGCGUCAAAUUACAAAAGAAUUUCGUACACAAGCAAUGACAUUAUAUGUACAAUCCUUAGGCAGAGAAAAUGAAUUAUUAUCAAAUGAAAUUAAACGUAUUAUUGAAGGCUUUCCUCAAGAAAACGAUGAGGGAUUUGAUGCUGAACCUGGACAUGCAGCAUUUAAACAUUAUCAUAAUUUACGAGAAAAAAGAUUAAAUUUAGAAGCUGAACAAUCGAUUCAUUUUUUAUCCGAAGAACGAGUCGAGGGCGAUACAAACGAUCCGGAAGAACAUGAAUUGCUAAAAUUAGGUCCUCGGUUUAUUUAUAAUGAUCCAAAAACGGCAUCUCGACGACGUACAACUGAGUUGGCUACUCUUAAACGAAAAAUUGAAGCUCGUUUCUUUGAAAAGAAAGUCAGCCCCGGUCGUCCAGUCGAACAAUUUAUUGCCGAAUUAGAUAUUUUACUUCAGAAAUUACAUGAUACCCGUGGAAAUCCUCGAAAAUUAAGAAAUAUAUUAAAUCAAAAUAACACAUAUGAUAAUUUAGUUUCUGGUAUAGAAUCAAGUCAGUCUCAAGAUAUUAAUUCUAGAAUUAUUAUUAAAAAGAAGAAAAAUUAUGGACGAUUAAUUAAACGUUUAAAAUAUAAGCUUCAUUUGAAAAAUAUUGUUCUUCAAAAAUCUGAUAAAAACAAAGUGUUCCAUCUAGGUAAACUCGACGAUUAUCACAAAAAAUCAGAAGAAUAUAUGGAUAAAACAAAAGCCUACAAAUGCUUAGGUACUGAAGAUCCAUUACCUGAUCUAAUUCAUCGUACUAAUAAAUAUUUAUUAGAUUUACGGUUAGCCAAGUGGAUUACCCAAAAACAAUAUGAAAAAUUAUGUAUUAAUUCAAAUGAAGUUGAACUUGCUCAUUUAUAUUAUUUGCCCAAAGCUCAUAAACCUGGUACUCCUCUUCGUCCAAUAAUUUCUGGUCUUAAACACCCUACAAUUAAAAUAUCAAAAUUUCUUGAUGAAUUACUUCGACCUUUAUUUGAUAAAAUGGCUUUAGAGACAACUGUAACUUCUGGUUUUGAAUUAGUUAAACAGUUGCAAAAAUGGUCAAGUAUCAAUAUACGUCAAGAAACCAUAUUUUGUACAGUUGAUGUUGCAGACCUUUAUACAAUGGUACCUCAAACUGAAGGAGUACUCUCCUUAAAGAAAAUGUUAGACCAUUUAAAAUUAAAACAAGUUGGUGGUCUUAAAAUUGAAACAAUAAUUAGGCUAAGUCGAUUUGUGAUGCAAAAUAAUUAUUUUUCUUAUAAUAGCCAAUUUUAUCAUCAAAUUCGUGGAGGAGCUAUGGGUUCUCCUCUUACACUAACUGUUGCUAAUUGUUAUAUGUUCUUUUUUGAAAGACAAAUAGUUAAACAAAUUAGCAAUAGUGGCGGACUGUAUUUUCGAUAUAUUGAUGAUAUAUUCUUAGCAAUAAAUUGGCCUAUUCGACAUUUAAUGAAACAAAUCGACAGAUGGAAUCAUUUUGAUCAAAAUAUCAAAUUAUCAGAAAAUAUAGGUUCAACAGCUGAUUUCCUUGAUUUACAUAUAGAAAAUCAGGAUGGUCAACUGUUCACUACAAUUUUUCAGAAACCAUCUUAUGAACCAUAUUAUCUGCCUUUCAAAAGCAUUCAUCCAUUACAUAUGAAGAAGAAUAUAAUAUUUACUAUGUUACUUCGUGCUAUAAGGUAUUGUUCCACAUUUCAGGAUUAUCUGAAUGAACGGGAAAAAUUAAGAAUGGCACUUUUAUUAAACAAAUAUCCAAAUAAAUUUAUAGAUGAGCAAUUUAAUAAUAUAUUAUUAAAAUUAAAUACCCAAUCAUUAACCUGUAAUAAUUAUAUUAAUUGUCGUCAAGAAGUUAUAGAUUCUCCAAUUAGAGAAAAAGUACCAGUUGACUAUUGUAAAACAAUAUUCGUACACUUUACAUAUUGUUCAAGUAUGAGAACAUUUCCAAGAAAAUUCCAUACUCUUUGGAACAAAUAUUUUGGCGAAUCCCCUAUUAAUGAAGUGUUACCUGUCCUCGGUACACGUAAUGUUAAAAAUUUACAACGACGAUUAAUCUAUACUAGAUAA